CUUAUCAGCUUCCAUGGGUACAACGUUGUGCCGGUGGAGGCACAGCGGUGUUUGCGAGCUGCGUUUAGCAUGGGCCAGUCGAGGGUUCAAGAGAAGAACUUCCAUGGCCAUCGCCAGGCUACAAAGCGAUUCUUCCAGAGCCCCAAGAUGACGAAUUCCCGCAGGUGGAUGCAGCCCGUCCAGGACAAGCUCGCGAGCACAGACUACAAGUACAACGAGGUCGACUACAGGAAGCUUCCGAGGAACAGCCCAAUCGCGGUGGGCAAAGCUAUGCCGAAGCGCUUCUUCGACCCGCUGAAGAAGAAUACAACUUUGAAUUUCAAGAAGAUUGCGAGUACGCUUCUUCGCAAGAAAGGUGCUGGCACCGAGUUCAGCUUCUCGUGUGGAGUGGUCGGUGGAAGUGCAGUUCGCCUGUGGCCUGCGGACAAGUCCGUCUCGACAGAUGGCAAGGUGACGUGCUACUUCCCGAGGCUCGCCAACGUGAACUACGAGUCUCUUGGCUGGGCCGUGAUCUGCAAACACUCGCAGUGGGAGGUGCAGCCGACUCGUCCUAUCGGGCCCUUGGAGUUAUCUCGCCACGUGUUUCCUGGAGACUUUCAGCCGACGUUCGGAUCCACCUGCGCUUCGGCGCCGUUGGAUUUGCUGGAGGGUGCCGCGCGCGAGGCUUUUUUCAAUUUCCCAAUUGGCGCCUUGAAGAUGCUGCCGUCGCGCACGCACACCCGCCUGGAUGAUGCUACCACGCUUUGGGCAGUUCUCGAACAGCUUGUAUCCAAAUUUGCCAAGCCAGCCAACAAGGAAGAGCUCAUGCGCAUCUUGGCCAAGCGACAGGUGCACGCGUACAACGAAGCAGACGUUCAGAUCGAUCCUGCGAGCUUGGAAGAGGUUAUCGAAUCACCUGACUUGCGGACCUUCGACGAGCUAGAGGAUGACAGCUUCAAGAAAAAGGCAGGGCGUAAAAGCUACAAGAAAUCGUUCAAGACACUCUAUAAGGAAGUACGCGGCCUCGACGGGCCCCCCCCGAAAAAGAACAAGAAACUACCAGCGGAGGUCGUGGCCGCCUCCAAGAAGAAGUAUGCAGCUACAGACCGCAUCAAUGUUGAGUACGCCCGUGCGUUGAUCCCACCUGGGUGCUCGCUCGGAGUCGACACCACCAGAGGGAGGUGGUACGUGAGAGACGAUGCCAUUGGUUUCAAUGCUGAGCGCUCUUGGGGCCGCUGGGGCCCCGUGGGCUCGUCGACCAUUUGCGUGGAGCUAGUGCGGCAGCACCUGGACGAGGCCAACCCCCACGAGUGGCUGAAGGAGAUCGCCGAUGAAUCUCUGUC
This is a messenger RNA of Prorocentrum cordatum, 1322 nucleotides long. Lineage: Eukaryota; Dinophyceae; Prorocentrales; Prorocentraceae. The record is from the annotation of a GenBank genome assembly.